AUGCUUAAGCGAGAAGAAAAUGGGUCAUUGUUCUGCAAGAUUACGCGUUGGGAAGGAAGUAGCCACGAUGGCAAGACGGCCGAGGAUGUCUAUUGGUAUCAAGAGAAUGGGGUGGUCGAAGUCGUGGCUAUGUGUUCUUCGGCUACAUUACACACGUUAUUGCAAUCCAAAUUGUGA
Sclerotinia sclerotiorum 1980 UF-70 is the source of this 177-nucleotide messenger RNA. RefSeq lists its product with no specific name. Lineage: Eukaryota; Fungi; Ascomycota; Leotiomycetes; Helotiales; Sclerotiniaceae. The record is from RefSeq and is a predicted model, not a curated record. The coding region runs from base 1 to 177 and encodes 58 amino acids. The transcript has a single exon.